Messenger RNA from Osmerus eperlanus (European smelt), 1932 nucleotides. RefSeq names its product solute carrier family 14 member 2 (gene slc14a2). Gene Ontology annotation, biological process: urea transmembrane transport. Gene Ontology annotation, cellular component: membrane. Gene Ontology annotation, molecular function: urea transmembrane transporter activity. Lineage: Eukaryota; Metazoa; Chordata; Actinopteri; Osmeriformes; Osmeridae. The transcript has 10 exons. Bases 95 to 1786 code for a protein of 563 amino acids. The record is from RefSeq and is a predicted model, not a curated record.
AGGAGCUGUUGUCGUAUAUAAAAGCAGAGAUUUUCCCAAAGACUCUGACACGACCGCGGACACACACAGGACCUGCCAUCACCUGCUGGGACAUAUGCCUGGGUCACUCCAGUCCCAGGACAGCCCAGACAACAACCUGAGGUACAACGUUCCCUCCUGGCUAGGACACUCCCCAAACAUUCACACUACGCAGCACUUCUUGCAGCUGCAGCCCCUGAUGUCCGACUUGGAGGCAGAGGCAGGAGGGGGGCCUGAGGGGAGCCCGGCCCAGGGAGAGAAGCCCCCGGCUGGGCAGGCCUGGCGCAGGGCCUGGGGACACAUCCUCCAGGGAGUGUCCUACUUUUCAGGAGACAUGGAGGCCUUCGGGGAGUGGAUGAAGAAUCAGUUCUUCCUGCUGCAGCUGUGUGACUGGGUGCUUCGUGGGGCUGCCCAGGUGAUGUUUGUGAACAACCCCCUGAGCGGGGUGAUCAUCUUCGCGGGGCUCGCCUUGCAGAACCCCUGGUGGGCUCUCAACGGCUUCACCGGGACUUUGUUCGCCACCAUCUCUGCUCUCAUACUCAGACAGAACAGGGGGGCUAUCUCUGCAGGUCUGUAUGGGUAUAACGGGAUCCUGGUGGGCCUGCUGAUGGCUGUGUUCUCCAACGCAGGAAACUGGUACUGGUGGCUACUGCUGCCCAACAUCUUCAUGUCCAUGGCCUGUCCUAUCUUGUCUAGUGCCUUGGCUUCCAUAAACAGUCGCUGGGACCUGCCUGUGUUCACUCUGCCCUUCAACAUCCUGGUGUGUCUGCACAUGGUGGCCACCGGCCACUACAACCAUCACUUCCCCCAGGUGCUUAUCCAGCCUCGCUCCCAGCUGGCCAACAUAUCCUGGGACCAGCUGGACGUGGCCAAGCUCUUCAGAGCAGUGCCUGUGGGGAUCGGUCAGGUGUAUGGCUGUGAUAACCCCUGGACUGGAGGGCUCUUCAUCCUCUCCCUGGUCAUCUCCUCACCCAUCACCUGCGCUCAUGCUGUCAUAGGGUCCGCAGUGGGCAUGGUCUCAGGCCUGGCCCUGGCGGCUCCGUUUGAGGACAUUUACUUCGGCCUGUGGGGGUACAACUGUGUCCUGGCCUGCAUCGCCAUCGGAGGCAUGUUCUACGGUCUGACAUGGCAGGUCCACCUGCUGGCCGUCACCUGUGCUUUCUUCUGCGCCUACUUGGGCUCAGCCAUUGCUAACAUCAUGUCCAGGUUCGGGCUCCCAGCAUGCACCUGGCCUUUCUGUCUGUCGGCUCUGACCUUCCUGCUCCUCACCACGGAGUCGAGCAGCAUCUUCAAGCUGCCGCUGGCCAAUGUGACGUACCCGGAGAAGAACCUGGGCUUCUUCUGGAGGCUCCGCAAGACCGAGAGGAUGGAGAGGGAGGAGAAGGAGAGAGAGAAAGAGCGAGAGUCGAAGGAGAGAGAGAAAGAGGAGAAGCAGAGAGAGAAAGAGAGAGAGGAGAAGGAGAGAGAGAAAGAGAGAGAGGAGAAGCAGAUAGAGAAAGAGAGAGAGGAGAAGCAGAUAGAGGAGAGGGAAGAAGAGGAGAGAAAGGAGGAGAGAGAGAAGGAGGAACUCUGUUUUGAGAUGGAGAUGUUGGAGGAAGGGAGGAGCAGGGAGGAGGGUGGGGAGGAGGGUGGGGAGGGAGACAAUGAACUCAGCGACAAGCAGGCACCCGAAACAGAUCGGAAUAAAGAUUACUGCACUACAUGUCAGAUAUACACACACACACACACACACAGUGUCAGUGAGUAUGUGUGUGAGAGAGAGCAGUGAUAACCUAUAGUAACCUAGAAAGAAGUCUACACAGUAGGACAUAUCACACAUUGUCUUUCUGAAAUGCUACCAUCAGUGAAUCUAUCAUUUUACUGUGUGAUAUAUGAAGGAGACAUACAUUAAAAGUUUAUAUUUUUUCUAAAACA